AUGAAUCAACUGAAAAAACAUAUCUCUGUCAAAUGCAUCAAUUUUAACACUUAAUCUACUAACACUCGAACCAGGAGUAUCUCAAAUUAAGUUUCCAAGAAUUCAACAGACCGUUCGAGAUCAGUAAGCAAAUUAUGUCCAGCCAUUAAGUUGCCAGUACCCACCAAGAAUUCAGAGUCAGUCUCUAUGUCCAAUUCAAAACCUGUGUCAAAAUUGGGAAAAGUGAAAAUUGACCUUGGAAACAAAGCGACAUCCAGAAGUUAACAAACAACUUAAAAGUCACGAUCAAACAGCCAAAUUAGCAAAGAGGAGAGCUUUCCAAAAUUGCUACCUGAUUUUGGUAGAAUGGAGACUGAACUAUUGGAUUGCCAAGAUUUCAUGCUACAAUUACCUGAGAUUCAGUUUCCAACCACUGAAGAUAUAAUGAAGGAAAGAAUAAUUCUUGCCAACAGGAUUGCAUACACCACCAAGACAAAGAAACGCAUUCCAAUAACAACACCCGAUUUUUAUAAGGUAUCGCAUCUCUAACCUUAGUAAGGCAAAGGAGCAUUUGCAAAGGUGUGUUUGGGUAUCCAAAUAUUAACAGGAGCAAAGGUGGCCAUGAAGAUAAUUGAAAAAUCUACACUCAAAACAGAAAGUGCUAAAAAAAGAUUGUUAUUAGAAAUUACUUUGAUGAAAAUACUGUCCCAAUACUAGUAGUUUGCCUCUCUUUUUGAAGUCUUCGAAACAAAAAAGCAGAUUUACAUUAUUAUGGAAUAUGUGGAAGGAGGAGAUUUGAUGAAGUGGACAAAGGAGAAGCCAAUCCCCGAGGGGUAAGCCAAAAAUCUAUUUGGUCAAUUAAUAUUGGCCUUGUAGAUACUUCAAAGUCAUAACAUAUUACAUAGAGAUAUCAAAUUAGAUAAUAUACUGCUUUAGGGAGACUCAAUAAAGAUCUGUGAUUUUGGAGUGAGCAGACAGAUUAUAAAGGGAUAGAAGAUAUUGGAAUAAUGUGGAACUCCUGCUUAUUUGGCACCAGAAGUGAUCUCCAACAAAACAGGGUAUGAGGGAUUCGCAAGUGACAUUUGGAGUUCAGGAGUUUUGCUUUAUAUAUUGCUUGUUGGAAAAGUGCCAUUUAAAGGAAAUAAUAUGAAUGAAUUAAAUCACAAUAUUUAAAAUGGUCUUCUUAAUUUUAUGGAGAUGAAGAAAUAUAAUUUAUCCAAUGACGCCGUUGAUCUUAUAAAAUCAAUACUAAAUGUGAAUCCGAAAUUAAGAAUAACCUUAACAGAGAUCCUGAAUCAUCCUUGGCUUAAAGAGUUAAACCUAAAAUCGAAUAAAGUUUCAGUAUUUGAGAGUCAUUUCUUAAAUUGA
Messenger RNA from Paramecium tetraurelia, 1347 nucleotides. RefSeq lists its product as uncharacterized. The transcript has 6 exons. Gene Ontology annotation, biological process: protein phosphorylation; intracellular signal transduction. Gene Ontology annotation, molecular function: protein serine/threonine kinase activity; ATP binding. Lineage: Eukaryota; Ciliophora; Oligohymenophorea; Peniculida; Parameciidae. Gene Ontology annotation, cellular component: cytoplasm. The record is from RefSeq and is a predicted model, not a curated record.